CCUCCAUAACCUAACCUACUUAUGCUCUACUUCUUGUCAAUACCAAUACCCUCUCUGUAAAUCACUUAAACGGAAUUUAGAGCUCUCGUCAUGUUCUGGAGGUUCGGGUUUCAUAACGGGUCUUCGAUAGACUCCCUGCUCGACAAGGACGAUGUCUCGCUCGAAGCUAUCAUGGACGAGGAAGACGUGCUGCAGGAGUGCAAGGCGCAGAAUACGAGGCUCAUCGAUUAUUUUCAGAGAGUGGAUGUGUUGAAGAGGUUGAUUGGACAUGUUACGGGACAGAUUGAGUCUGAGGAGCAGGGAAGGUAUAAAUACCCGUAUGUUGCGACGGAGAUUCUGUGCAGCGAGAUAUGGUCCAUCGUCGAGACUUGCUUCAACAAUACCGAGCAGCUCAUGGUGCCUUUCUGGGAGACGGUGCUCGACAGGUCUGCGGAAGACAUGAAGACAGAGAUGGUGAUGGCCACACAUUUUGCCAAGAUCAAUGCAGUCUUCCUCACCAAGAAACCGGCAGAGAUGCUCGAGUUUAUCUGGUCACAGCCGUCAGUCGUGGAAAGACUGCUGCAGCACAUCGAAACACCAGCCUUCUCGGACCUCCUCUUGCGCAUCAUUCAACUUGACGAACAACCUGCCGGUGCUGGUGUCCUAGAGUGGCUCGCAAAAGAAAACCUCAUGGCCCGCCUCAUCGGUCGUCUAUCUCCAUCUUAUUCCCCCGACAUGCACACCGUCGUCGCAGAACUCAUCAAGAACAUAAUCUCCAUGGCUGCGCCUUCUCCUGGCGCGGGACUCACGGAAGGAUUGUCGAAUGGGCCGGCGAGCAAUCGUUUUGCGAGGGAGUUGGCGCAGAGGGAUAAUGUGCAGACUCUGGUGGAGUACAUCUUGGAUGAUUUUUCGGGGGUUCAGAAGGUGGAGGAUAAGGAUAAGGAGGGUGGCGGUGCGCCCGCAAGGAGCGUAGAGACUAAGCAGAAAGAUGUGAAGGGCAAGGAUAAGGAGGAGGAGGAGGAUGAGGGGAUGAAGGAAGACGACGAAUCAGAUCACGACCCUCAGGAUGUCCUCCCGUCACUCGAAUCAUCGACAUCCUCGGUCGUCAACUCGAUAUGCAUCAUCAUAGAACUCAUCCGCCAGAACAAUUCCGACUACUUCGAGCCGUAUUUAUUCCACACACUCCGUAAUAGGCUUAUACAGAUUCAGCAGCAACUACAGCCCCCCACCGCAGAGGAAAGCCGAGAAACGCUGGAAAGGUCGAUGAGGGAGAUGGUGGAUCGAAUGGGCGUGGUCCAUCUUGGACCUGUGCUAGAGAUAUUCUGUGACCGGCUAGACCAGGUGCAUAAGUACCUCAAAGCGCCGAGAUCGUUGACUGGACCCGUCUCGACGACACUUGGAAGCAUCACACCCCUCACCUUCGAACGAUACCGCAUCUGCGAGCUCUACGCUGAGCUUUUGCACUGCUCUAGCAUGUCCCUCCUCAACCGACCAGCCGAAUACAACUACCUGUACGACUCUGAAGGUCGACUGCAAGGCGGUCUCUCUGCUCUGGAAGAUCUGGCUCGUAUCAUUUCCAUGAAUGCGGGUGAAGAUAGAGACCAAGACAUAAUGGACGAAGACGCCGACGAGAUUGAGCCCGCGAUGGAACUACCGGUACACGGUGCUUCGCACGACUCGUCCUCCCUACUCGAUUCGGACGACGACAUGAGCGAUGGAGAUGAGCCGAAUAGUUCUGAUGAUGACGAUGCUAUGGAGGAUAUCGCUAUGGAAGACGAUCCACCAAGGCCUUCUAGUAGAGGUAGUCCCAGUGCAACCGCUAGUAGUGGUGGUAGUGGCGGCGGCGGCAGUGGAUCCAACUCUGGCCCUCCCUCCCCGAUCCACAUUCGCUCUCCAGUCGAUUUCCCGCCAGUCUUCAUCACCUCCUCACCCUCCCAUUCCUCCUCACCCAUCCCCAUCCCAUUCACCGACGCCCCCACCUCCCUCUCCCCAGUCACACUCUCUCCAGCCACGGAGAUCGUUCCCCCUAUCCUAGGGCCGAGAAGAAGAUCGAGCGCGAGUUUGGGGUCAGAUUCGGGGUCGACAAAGGGGCGACAGUCGAGGGCUUCGAGACGGAGUUCGAGGAGGUUGACGGUGCAGGAUGUGAAAGAGUUGGACGGGGAUGUGCCGGCGCCGGUCGGGGAGAGGAUUAAGCAGAGGUUUCUGGAUGUGGGCGUCAUUGGGACGUUGUUGGAUCUGUUCUUCGAGUUCCCGUGGAAUAAUUUCCUGCAUAGUGUCGUAUAUGACCUGAUCCACCAGAUACUUACGGGACGAGUUGACGCGGGUGUCAACCGUGCUCUUACGAUCUCGCUCUUCGAGGACGCGAAGCUCAUGAGCCGGAUAGUAGAAGGUCAGAGACGGAACGAUGCCGAAAGCGCAAAACCGAAAGGUGUCCGCCUAGGCUACAUGGGCCACCUCACCCUCAUCUCCGAAGACGUGAUCACCGCUCUCGAACACUUCCCGCCCGACCUCCGACUGAUCAUCGCCAAAUUCGCACCUCAACCUGACUGGGACGAGUAUGUCACCGGACGAUACAACGAGACCAAGAAACGGGACCAGGCACUUUUGGGUGGCGGGAAGCCUGUGGUUUCGGCGGGAUCGAGUCGACCGGGGAGUAGUCAAUGGAAGGUAGACGAGGAGGAUACGAGUGGGGGUGCGGGUGGCGGUGCGGGUGGUGGUGGUGGCGGCGGUGGUGGUGGGAGCACUGUGGAGGAGGACAUGCAGGGCGAGUUUAGAAGGGCAACGGGGGCGAGACCUACGAGGGAGAACAGUGCGGAUUUUGGACCGGCGCCAAUAGAAGAGGACGACGAGGAUUUCAGUCCCGCUGGUCAUCCGACCUUCGCGAGGUACCUGGCACAGGAGAUGCACUCGCCAGACGAGUUUGGUGGCUCUUCGUCAUCGUCAGACGCUUCGGAUGACGAGGACGGGGGAUGGCUUUCUCAAUCAAAUUUUGAGCUGGACAGGCCGCCACCAGUGUCGACUCGGCCGCGAUUAGAACGAAGACCGCUGAGUGAAAGUGGAUUUGAUGACGCUUUCCGGCCACCUGGAGACACUUCCUCGCGAAGUCCGUUCCAUGAUCCAUUUGCGGAUGACGAAGACGACGCAUUCGGACCCUUCUCGGACACCGCCGCCGCCGCCGCCUCAGGCUCCGACCCAUUCACCUUCCCCUCCAAUCUCUCCGGCGAAGACGUCCAAGGCGCCGCCUCCUUCGACAACUUCGGCGAUUUUGGCGAUUUUCAUAGUGCGGACGGCGAGACGACGCCAACGGCGGGAAGUUGGACGUUUGAGGGUGGGUCGAGUACGAGUUCUGAGGUGGACGAUGUGUUGGCGUUAUCGGAGGAGUCGGGCAAGUCGGGGGAUAGUACGGAAAAUAUUGAGGAUGGUGUGAAGGGGAAGGGAAAGGUGGAGUUUGGGGGAGGGCAUAAGAGGGAGGGGGAGCAGAGUGGUUGAGUCGAGUAGAAAGGCGGGAGUGUGCGUACUUACGUUAUUUAAGAGAGUGGCCUGCGCAAUUCUACUAGGCUAGUCUCCAAAGGCU
Molecule: messenger RNA, 3553 nt
Organism: Stereum hirsutum FP-91666 SS1
Lineage: Eukaryota; Fungi; Basidiomycota; Agaricomycetes; Russulales; Stereaceae
Product: SAPS-domain-containing protein
Exons: 11
Coding region: 91-3468 (1125 amino acids)
Cellular component (GO): cytosol; nucleus
Molecular function (GO): protein phosphatase regulator activity; protein phosphatase binding
Source: RefSeq, a predicted model, not a curated record